Oldenlandia corymbosa var. corymbosa is the source of this 5357-nucleotide messenger RNA. NCBI's taxonomy places the organism in Eukaryota, Viridiplantae, Streptophyta, Magnoliopsida, Gentianales, Rubiaceae. The record is from the annotation of a GenBank genome assembly.
AGAAAAUAAAAAGUUUGUUUUUUUCUUUUGGGGUAAAUUUUUUCCAAUACAGAUUUUGACUGCUCUAGUGAUUUGUACCAAAAUAUUGACACGCUUUACGUCUAUUAGGGAGACUUUUUACACUAUGAUUCAUAUGACCUGUAUUUGAACUGGCCACUAACCAGAACUCUACAAGUGACUUCCAAACUUUCGCCCUUCAUUAUUCAAAACUGUAUUUGAAUAAUUCUCUGCCUGCAAUCAGUAUAUUUGAAGCUUACGAAAUCCUCUGUCGUGGAUGAAGCUCACACAUUGGGUAUUUUCGCCUUUCGCAAGCUAGCGAGUUUCGCGGAUCAGAUCUUGAAGCUUCUGCUUAUUGUUCGAUUUCAAGAGUUAUCGCGCAUUCAAAGUGGCGUAAAAGUGAAAAGAUGGGUGAGAGCAGAAGAAUUCAGCUCGGGACGGUUGGAGCUUUGAGCUUGUCGGUGGUUUCGUCUGUAUCCAUUGUGAUAUGCAAUAAAGCGCUCAUGAGCACUUUAGGUUUCAUUUUCGCUACCACUCUUACAAGCUGGCAUUUAUUAGUCACUUUCUGUUCCCUUCAUGUUGCUUUGUUGAUGAAAUUGUUUGAACACAAGCCAUUUGAUCCGCGAACCGUGGUUGGAUUUGGUAUCCUAAAUGGAAUUUCAAUUGGAUUACUAAACCUUAGCCUGGGAUUCAAUUCAGUUGGUUUCUAUCAGAUGACCAAGCUGGCAAUAAUCCCUUGUACGGUGCUACUUGAGACCAUUUUCUUAAGCAAGAAAUUCAGUAAGAAUAUUCAAUUUUCUCUGGUCAUCCUCCUCCUUGGUGUUGGAAUUGCUACUGUUACAGAUCUGCAACUCAAUGUUCUGGGUUCUGUUUUGUCCUUGCUUGCAGUUAUUACAACAUGCGUCGCGCAGAUUAUGACUAAUACAAUCCAGAAGAAAUAUAAAGUUUCUUCAACCCAACUGUUGUAUCAAUCUUGUCCUUAUCAAGCGAUCACCUUAUUCAUUGCUGGUCCGUUUCUGGAUAAGUUUCUGACAAAUCAAAACGUAUUUGCAUUCAGAUACACGCAAGAAGUACUGGCUUUUAUCGUUCUAUCUUGCCUGAUCUCUGUAUCUGUGAAUUUUAGCACGUUUCUUGUAAUUGGAAAGACAUCUCCUGUCACAUACCAGGUUCUUGGGCAUCUAAAAACUUGCCUAGUACUAGCUUUUGGAUAUGUUCUGUUACAUGAUCCAUUUAGCUGGAGAAACAUUAUUGGAAUUUUAGUCGCAAUCCUUGGAAUGGUUUUGUAUUCCUAUUAUUGUACCCGUGAUAGUCAGAAGAAGACUAUUGAAUCCUCAGUGAUUCUUCAGACUAAGGAAGGUGAAUCUGAACCUUUAGUACAAGCAGAAAAUGGUGCGGCAGCAGUAAAUGAUAAUGCUCUUCUAAUGGCUCCUGUACGGAAAUCCGAGCGGUACUCACAUUCCUAAUUGCUUCUUUGUAGUACUUGCCUAGAAUUGUAUUGGAAAAGUACUCUGUCCCAAAAGCUGAGAGAACUGCGAAGCUAAUGAUGGGGUGAAACAAAACUUCUUUCUUCGCUGCACAAGCUAUCAUGUGAGUAACGGGAUGACACCUUUUAUUCCACUCAAAUAUUGCAGCAAAGUAUAUAAAUGUGACAUGCCAAUGGUUUUAUUAUUACAUGCACAUAGCCAAUCAGUGAAAUUUGAAUUCUGAGCUGGAUAGGUUUCCUUUGCGUUUCUGUAUAAUUUUGUAGUUGCUAGUGUGAAACUAACAAUAUAUACGAAAGACAUAUAUAGUUGACAAUUUGUAGACUUUUCUUUUUUUGUUAUUGCCACUUGCAUUCCUUUCAAAUGUUACUGCUAUUUCUGUUAUCUGUGAGUUUGUUUUAUAUGUCUGUGAUUUGGAUAUCCAGGUUUGUUUUGAGUUUGAAAUGGUAUUUCAUUGCAUAUUUUCUUUUCUAUUAGUCACUUUUCCCAUGGUAGGUAGUUGUUACACGGAGUAAGUGGGUAAAUAUCAUAGAUAUUUAUCAUGGUAUUGUGAAACGAGCUUCAGGGUAUGUAGUUAUUGUUCCAAAGUCAUAAGUUCUCAACAUGGGAUAAGGAGGAGGGAUGCAUUAGGUACCAACCUUGUCUCACAAAUGAGCGGAAAAUUAGGGUGGCAGAUAUGUGAAAUGUUGAGAUGUGCGUGCGAGCACACUAUAGUAUUAGAUAUGACUUGUAUUAGAAAGAAAGGAAUAGUGACUAUAGAUUAAUGAGAAAAUGAGAAUGACUUCUAUGAUGAUGGUUUGAACAUGUGCGUAAAAGCCAGUUGAUGCCCAGUAGGAAAAACAGAGACUGGAAGAAGCUAUUAAGAAAUAUAUGAUAUGUUUUAGUUUAAAUGAAGAUUUGUGUUUUGAUGGAGUAUGAUGGCAACUCUUGAUUCAUAUUGCUAGGCCUAGAUAAAGACUUGGGUAGCGUUGUUGUAUCGAGAAAUAAGGGAACUUUCAAUGUCACCCAGAAAACAGAAUCUAUUACAUUCCUGACUCGACAAAAUAGUACUACCAAAAUGUAAAGAUCAAGUGAGCGUAAGACUCUUGUUGGCAAUAAGGUUGUAUUAAUCUGUUAAUGCUUCGGAUACCGAACGGACAUGAAUCAACCUCAAGUUGCCAGCCUUGUAUCUCACAUAUGGUUUGGUCCAAAGGAUGUUUGCUAACUAUCUUGCUUUCUGGUUAAGUUUCGAUAGUAAUCUAUAUGGGUUAGGUAGAUCAAUUUAGGAGACUUGCCUCUGAAUGAUAGUUGCAUCCUUGUGUAUCCUGGGUUAGUCCUUUUGCCCUUGUAGCCUCAUAGGUCCAAUUAGUGCUGAGGAGAACUGAUACCAUCAUGCACAAACAUGAAAUCUGUGCAGCUGCAAGCCCAAUCCAGAGACCAACAAAACCAUAUUCCAUUUUGAAAGCUAGUAAUAUUGCUGUAGGCAAACCUAUAGCAUAAAAUGAUAUGAAAUUGAUGAGAGAGCCAACAGUAGGCCGGGCUGAACCUAUGAGGAUUCCACAGGCUGCUGUUUGAGGGCUAUUCCCCAACUCACAAAACCCUAUUAUGGGAAUUGAAAUUGAUGUCAAUCGAAGAAUUUCAUAGUCCUGGGUAUAUAACUUUCCCCAAGCAUCCCUUAUGAGGAUGGUGAAAGCAAAAGCAGAAAAUCCCCAUAGAAUUGCCACUGUCAAUCCUAUGAUUGCCAAAUCUCGAGCAUAUGCAGGUUGAUUAGCCCCCAAUUCAUGACCAAUCAUUGUUGACAAGCUUGAGCUCAAGGAGGAGGGAAACACAUAAAGUAAGCUAGUAAGCUGUAUCAAGAUUCCCAUUGCAGCCACAUUUGUCUGUGGAUUGCUUAGUAAACCAGACAGUAGUAUCAUAAUCUCAUACCACCACCAUUCCAGGCACACUGAAAGUACACUUGAACCUGCAAGAGACAGCAGCGAACCCCAGCUUUGGGAGCACGUUUUAGUUAGGGCGCCAACCCAUGGUUUGAUUGGUCUUUUUGAUAGAAAAAGAUAUACUGUCAACCCCAGAAAUAUGUUCGCAGAGUGCCAACCUGAUGCAAGGGCAACUCCUCUGACCCCCAAAUUAAAGUAUUUGACAAGUAGGUAGCUGAUUGGAAAAUGAAGUACGGUAGCACAUGUUGCUGAUAUGGUUAGGGGUCUGUUUAUGUUCUGAGUCCUUAAUAAUGUUUUUAAGGGAUGUAGAUGAGCCUGAGCUACCAAGUCUGGAAUGGAGUAAGUGAGAUAGAUCUUAGCCACAAUUGUUAUAUCCUUAUCUUGACCGAAUGAUACAAGUAUCCAGUCCAUGUUCACCCACAAUAGGGAGAUGGGAAGGACCGCAAGCAAUAGAAGAAACAGAGUCCUCCGAAAGGUUUGAGAGAUAAUAUCCCAUUUUUGGGCACCAUAAGCUUGGUAACAUAUUGGCUCCAUUCCAAUAGCCAGUCCUUUGAUGACUGAAUAACCAGUUAUGUUUGCAAAACCAAUUGACAACGCCCCUCCAGCUAAUUCAGCGUCUCCAAGUUGCCCUAAGAAGAUUGUGGAGAUGAUGGACUUCAAAUACAUGAGGAAACUUGCAGUUGCUAUGGGACAUAUUACUUGGUUCAGAGAUGCCAAUUUUUCUGCCAGCUGCAUUACGUGUUUCGAAUUAGACAAAACGGGAUGAUAAAGAAUAGCGGGAAAAACUGUAAAGUUUCCAGGAGAUAGAAUAAAGUUACUUCUUGAUCAAUUAUGUGUAGAUUACCAUGACGUUCUGAAAAUGACUGAUGCAAUAGUGAAUAUCAGGGGGUCCUGCUAAUUGCUUUGUGUGCUUUGAGCUGGGAAUCCAGCAGGCAUGAAUGUAAUGCAAUCAAAUGAAUAAGUAUGGUAUGUCUUGAGAUUAAGCUGUGAAAAUGGAGGUUUUUCGGGUUGUUAAUGCCUUAAUGGGGUUGGGAUCUUGCUUUCGUAGAAGGAAAGACCUUGAAUGAGGAAAUCAGCUAUUUCUUUGGAAAUUUUGUAUGCUAAUGUGAACAUACGGAUAAAUGGACUUUAUAUACAUACUUGAGAAAGAAAUUGUGAUUGUUCAAGUAUCUAGCUUUAACCCAUGUCGUGAUAUCAAGAUAUGGAUGUUUCAUGCCUUUUUCACAUACUAAAAUACUAUAUUUGCGUACCAAAACCGACUCUCAAGUGUUCUUCUGUUGUAUCGUUUUCAAAAGUCAACUUUGCAACCAACGUAUUGGAAUUCGACGGUCUUAAUUUACCUUUCAUUCAAACAUUCACGUUGGGAAUUGGCAAAAAUUGGCCGUUAUGGUCGUCGUGGAUAUUGCAGUCUUGCAGGCUGCAGCCACAAGUCUGGCUUCAACUAAUGGAUUUAUCUGGUCUGGUUCAUGCUAUACUACUGUGGAACGAUUUUUUAAUCGAAAUCUAAUCAUAUUGGCAAAACAGUUUGUUGCUUUUGGCUUUGGGAUUUGCGAUUCAGUGUUUUAGUUUAAUGCUGUCCAUGGAUGACAUUUUGCAUCUGUUGUUACUUGUAAGUCUGAGAUCAAUUACGUCGAGACUUCUCGUGAAAGAAAUGGUAAUCUCACCGCCUUGUUUCUUCUGAGAACAAAAAAAAUACUAAAAACAAAGCUACUUUUUCUCCUAUAACGCUUCCAAGAUCACGUGAACCAACAAAGACAAAAGUCCUAACGGGCGUGAAUGGACUUCCACGAGUGUGCAAAGUGGAAAAGUUUCUUUAGAAUUCACAUCGACUGAUAUUUUGCAUUUUCGUUUUUUAGGUGUUUUAUUGAUUUACUUUUAAUAUGUGAAUUUGAGAGAAAAUCUGUAAAAUGACGUUAUUUGCUUCCGUUGGUCAAGAGUUUAAUAUCUCGAUUUUACACGAAUG